Anopheles moucheti is the source of this 883-nucleotide messenger RNA. Its product is annotated as complex III assembly factor LYRM7. NCBI's taxonomy places the organism in Eukaryota, Metazoa, Arthropoda, Insecta, Diptera, Culicidae. Gene Ontology annotation, biological process: mitochondrial respiratory chain complex III assembly. The record is from RefSeq and is a predicted model, not a curated record. The transcript is spliced from 4 exons. The coding region runs from base 103 to 453 and encodes 116 amino acids.
AUUGCUUGACAUCUGCAUCAUAAACAUUAGCUUUACCGCUGUUGCGUAAAAUUAAAACAAUCUGGUCCAUACGUUCGGUUUCCCUGUGCCGGUAACAAAAUUAUGACCUCUCUUAGGCGUGAGGCCCUUCGGUGGUAUAAAAUAUUGCAGCGCACCAAGAAUGAAGUGUUUUCUGGUGAUUUUCGCACCAUUUCCGCUGCGAGACAACGCAUUCGAGAAGAAUUUAUCAAGAACAAAGAUAUUAAUGAUGAGCAGCAAAUCAAAGAGAAGAUUCAAAUCGCCAAGGAUGUCGACGUUGAACUGCGCAGAUCGGUAGUGCAGGCCGUGAGAAAGCAGCCGACCGUGUUUGAGGCGCGCAUCACACCCGAUACGAGAAAGAUGGACAAUGUAAUGUUCGAUCCGGACGCCGAGCUUCCUCCACCUCGGAGCAAGAAGUGUAGUGAUAAAAAAUAGUCAAAUGUCUUCCACGACUCUGCGGCACCACUGUUACCGUUUUGGUGUAACCAUGUGUCCACUAGUGAACUUGUUACCGGUAUCAUGAGGCUUAUCAUGGCAUUUCCCCGUAGAUUCCUCAUCCCAGCGAUUAAUCACCUAAUUCGAGUUCGGAAAGCUCAAGUGUUUUUAAGACUUUUUUUCAUUUCUCAAAUUAGUGUUGAUACCUGAACUCGUUAAUGCAAUGUGCACCAUAUCAUAGGUAAUUGUAGUUGUGUUUGUUAUGGUUUUAAAGUAGUUUGAGUUUAUUGUGUGAAAAAUGUUACACUUGAGCAAAAAUGUAUUAGUCAUUUAAAUUAUGAAAAGGCAUCAUUUCUAGGCAACACUCUUCAUCCCGUAAAUGUUAAGCAAUGAUCACAUUCAAAAUAAAAUUUUGAAUUUAAUGUUUAGA